Molecule: messenger RNA, 702 nt
Organism: Daphnia magna
Lineage: Eukaryota; Metazoa; Arthropoda; Branchiopoda; Diplostraca; Daphniidae
Product: adhesive plaque matrix protein-like
Exons: 3
Coding region: 122-583 (153 amino acids)
Cellular component (GO): extracellular matrix
Source: RefSeq, a predicted model, not a curated record
UGCAAAUAGACGUGAGGGAUUUCGUGACUGCACAUGGACAAUGUGCUAUAUAAAUGUCGAAAUUGCUGGACUUUGGGUAUCAGUUAUCCAGCUGCUGUAAACACCACAACAAGUCCCAAACAUGAAGGUUCUCAUCCUCGCCGCACUCGUGACGAUCGUCGCAGCCAAGUCAACUUAUCCGGCAAAAACUUACAAACCUUCGUCGUAUUCGGCACCAGCUUAUGAAGCUCCUUCUUAUUCGGCGCCCGCUUACGAGAAACCCGAGACCUACAAAGCCGAACCCUACAGUUUCUCCUGGGAUGUUAAAGAUGAAUAUUACAAUGAUUAUGCUCAUUCGGAGACCAGCGACGGUCAAGUCGUCACCGGAUCUUACCGAAUUGAACUGCCUGAUGGUCGUGGUCAAACAGUGACAUACAGGGCCGACAGCAAUGGAUACGUCGCUGAUGUCAAGUACGACGGAGAAGCCAAAUACCCGCCUCCCGAUUACAAACCUGCUGCUUAUUCGGCUCCCGAAUACAAGGCCUCCACCUACAGGGUCCCUGCAUACAAGUCCCCUGUUUACAAGAGUCGCGCUCGAUAUUGAAUUGCAUGCAAAUGUAUCGCAUUUUGUGUUUCAUAGCUUAUGAAUUGUAUGCGCCCAAAGCCCUCCUUAAAAAAAAAAAAAAAUAAUAAUAAUAAUAAAUUUAUUUAUGUUUUUGAAAA